AUGUCCCGCAUCUCCUCCGGCCGCACCCGCAAUGUCGACCACCGUGUCACCUCCGAAGAGGAAACACUCACCUCCGACGAUGACCUCGAGCCCUUGCGGCUCUUGCCAGCGGGUGGUCGUCCGUCCCCUGCCCGAGCCUACUUCAUCCGGGCCCUCGCUCUCCUGUGUGCGUGCUCCCUUAGCGUAGGGAGCCAUUAUGCAUCCUAUAUCCUGGGCCCGCUCAAGUCACGAUUGUCACGAGAAAUGGGCACGAAUAACACUGAAUUUUCCCUUCUCAUUUCCGCAUUCUCGCUCAACAGCACCUGGACACCGCUCGUGGGCGGUCUGCUCGCGAGCAGGUUCGGAACCACGACCACAAGUAUCCUUGCCACCGGAGUGAUCUUCCUCGGCCAAGCACUGCUUCUUUUUGGCAAUCUUACCGACAGCAUUCGCUUGAUGACCUUCGGCAUGUGGGUGUAUGGUCUUGGUGUUAGCCCGCUCGCUGUUGUACAGGAGACGAUCAUCGUACGAUUCUUCAAGUCCCAUGGCCUCGGAGUUUCGCUCGCACUGGGCCUGGUUGCCGGUAAAGGUGCAUCCUUCGUAUCCGCUCGGACCUCUUAUCCCCUCUCGGAACGCUUCGGCCCUCAUGCCCCCUUCUAUGCGUCGACCAUCCUAACCGCUGCUUCGUUUCUCGUGAACAUAAUCUAUGUCUGCGCAUCAAAGUGGCUGGUCCGCGGCGCGGGCGCGGAAUUAGAGGCUUCAGAUCUGGAAGAUGAGGCCCAGAACAAUAGGCGCAUCUGUUUGUCGGAAGCCGAGGCCAUCAAGAAGGUAGCCAAAAAGCGCAUGGUGUAUUUGCGCGAUAUCACAAAACUAGGCGAUGUAUUUUGGGCUUACAUCGGGCUCAACAUUCUUUGCGGGGCGAUAUGGGCCCCUUUCACUCACCUGGGCGCCAACAUUAUGGAGAGACGAUACAAAUUAAGCGAAAGAGAUGCAAGCGUCAAGGGCUCUUACUUGUUGGCAGGAAGUAUUGUUCUCUAUCCCAUCGUUGGAUUCCUUGUAGAUCGUGUCAAACAUCGCGGAUUUGUCAUGUACCUACUUACCACAUCUGCUGUCCUCACUCUCCUGUCGUAUCUCUGGCUCGCCUUGCCCCCCGGAUGGACUGGUACGGCGGUUCCUGCGAUCGUGGCUUUCGCUAGCGGGCAUGGAUUCGCGCCUUUACUCCUAGUGGUGAUUGUCCCCAGGCUCGUACCUGCCAAGUAUGUUUCGACAACACUUGGCGCCCACAAGGCUUUGGAGCAAGUUGGUUCGACCGCAUUCCAGACCUUGGCAGGAGUAGCUCUUGAUAUUACCCGCAAAAAGUCGGGAAACCCGAAUACGCCACAGGUUGGCGACAAGAAAGACAUUCAAUACCUACUGAACGCUUUCCUAUUCCUCAAUGUACUCCAGCUUGCAGCGGUCGUUGGCCUUAAUCGACUUGAUCGCCGAGAGAGACGCAAUGCUGCACAACGUACAUUGCCAUCGACCACUGAGGAUGAGGUUGUCGUCACAAACCACACCAAGAACGGCCAGUCUCCCAAGUCUGAAGCUUCUCUUGGCGCUGGUAUAUGGCCGAUCUCUCAGAUCGGCGGUCCUGCACCGUUGUGCGACUUGGGAGAUGCAUGCUGUCGCGCAUCUACCUCCGAUGCCGCAUUGAGUGUGCCUCUUCUACGAGACACCUCUCGCACACCAUCUUACCUUAUGUUCCCUCGCCCUCGACGCAGUGAUUCCGUCUCAUCGAAGGUGCCAAGAUCGAGAGCCGUAUUGCAGCGGGGGAGGGCGUUUGCGGCGCUGUCGGCGAUGCUUAUCGUCUUCGCGUGGGUCCUAUUCCUGGGAACGGCAUAUUUGAAGUUGCGCUCGAAGGAGGAGAGGGGCAGCACGGGCAUUUCUUUGAUGACUUCAUGA
Fibroporia radiculosa is the source of this 1920-nucleotide messenger RNA. RefSeq lists its product as uncharacterized. The record is from RefSeq and is a predicted model, not a curated record. Gene Ontology annotation, biological process: transmembrane transport. Gene Ontology annotation, molecular function: transmembrane transporter activity. Bases 1 to 1920 code for a protein of 639 amino acids. The transcript is spliced from 7 exons. Lineage: Eukaryota; Fungi; Basidiomycota; Agaricomycetes; Polyporales; Fibroporiaceae.